Messenger RNA from Besnoitia besnoiti, 297 nucleotides. RefSeq names its product HMG (high mobility group) box domain-containing protein. The transcript has a single exon. The record is from RefSeq and is a predicted model, not a curated record. The coding region runs from base 1 to 297 and encodes 98 amino acids. Lineage: Eukaryota; Apicomplexa; Conoidasida; Eucoccidiorida; Sarcocystidae.
AUGGCGAAGGACGCGGGGGCGGGCGAGGUGAAGAAGAGGAGGAACGGCCGCAAGAAGAAGGAUCCGAACGCGCCGCGCCGCGCGCUCUCAGCGUUUAUGUUCUUUGCGAAGGAGAAGAGGACGGAGAUCGUGGCGGCGCGCCCCGAGUUGAAGUCGCAGAUGACGAAAGUUGGCAAGAUGGUCGGCGAAGCCUGGGGGAAGUUGACCCCCGAAGAGCGAAAACCGUUCGAGGAGAAGGCCGCCCAGGACAAGGCCCGGUACCUGACGGAAAAGCAAGAAUUCGAACAGAAACACUGA